Messenger RNA from Danio rerio (zebrafish), 2014 nucleotides. The record is from RefSeq and is a predicted model, not a curated record. NCBI's taxonomy places the organism in Eukaryota, Metazoa, Chordata, Actinopteri, Cypriniformes, Danionidae.
UCUUCCAGUGCACUGACUAGUGAGCUAGAGAAGUGAUUGAGACACAGACAGAGGUUUAGUGUUGAUUUCUUCUUGUUUGUGUUGAUUCUUCUCCUCUUAAACAGACAGAGAAACUCCUGCUGAAGCGACUGAGCUCCACUAUUAUAAAGAUGGCCUUUAUUAAAGAGGAGAGUGAAGACCUGAAGAUUGAAGACACAUUCACAGUCAAACAUGAAGAUGCUGAGCAGAUAACAGAUGUGUUGGUGCUGAAAGUAGAGAGUGACGAACUGAAUCAAAUGAAAGAGAAAGAUCAAUAUGAGAAACACCAGGAGAUCAGGACUGUUGGAAAAUCUGAGAAGAAGACUCAGAAAACCAAAUCUCACGCUCUUUUCAUCUGUUGUGAGUGUGGAAAGAGUUUCAGCCACAAGCCAAAACUGGAAGUGCACAGAAGAAUCCACACCGGAGAGAAGCCUUAUGAAUGCCAACAUUGUGGAAAGAGUUUCAAUCAGAAACAAAACUGUGAAGCCCACAUGAGGAUCCACACCGGAGAGAAGCCGUACAAAUGUCAGCAGUGUGAUAUGCAAUUCACUCAAAAAGCAAACCUCACGGUCCACAUGAGAGUUCACACCGGAGAAAAGACGUUCAACUGCCAACAUUGUGGGAAGAGUUUCUUUCAAAAGCAAAACCUUAAUGUCCACAUGAGGGUUCACACUGGAGAGAAGCCUUACCAAUGCCAGCAGUGUGGGAAGAGCUUCAGUCAACCGCAGAACCUUAACGUCCACCUGAAAGUUCACACUGGUGAAAAACCGUUCACAUGCCAGGAGUGUGGGAAGAGUUUCAUUCAUAAACAGAAAUUUGAGGCCCACAUGAGAAUCCACACUGGAGAGAAACUUUACAAAUGCCUUCAGUGUGGGAAGAGUUUCAGUCAAAAGACAUACCUUGAAGACCACAUGGGAAUUCACGCUGAAGUGAAGCCUUUCAGCUGCCAACAGUGUGGAAAGAGUUUCAAUCAAAAACAAAAGCUUAAAAUGCACAUGAGAGUCCACACCGGAGAGAAGCCGUACAGCUGUCAACACUGCGGAAGGAGUUUCAGUCAAGCCCCAAGUCUCGAGGUGCACAUGCGAGUCCACACCGGGGAGAAGCCGUACACGUGCGAUCAGUGCGGGAAGACGUUCGCUCAGAAAGGACACCUCGAUAAACACACGCGAGUCCACACAGGAGAGAAGCCGUACACCUGCGAUCUCUGCGGGAUCAGCUUCGCGCAGAAAUCCAACCUCAACCGGCACCUGAAGAUCCACACCAAGGAGAAGCCCUACAUGUGUCCUCAGUGCGGCAAGAGCUUCAUCCAGAAGGUCACGCUCCAGGAGCACAUGAACAUCCACCGCGAGGAGAAACCCUUCAGCUGCCCCGAGUGCGGAAAGAGCUUCAGCAAGAAGCAGAACCUCAAGAUCCACCUGAGAGAUCACACCGGAGAGAAGCCGUACGCCUGCACCAUCUGCAGCAAGAGUUUCACCAACAUGACCAGCCGCAAGAUCCACAUGGCCAUUCACACCGGGGAAAAGCCCUUCAAGUGCGACCAGUGCGGGAAGAGCUUCAUCUGCAAGGGAAACCUCAAUUACCACAUCAACACCCACUCGGAGCAGAAAUCCUGCAUAUGCGUCCUGUGCGGGAAGAGUCUCAGCAAUGAAAUCUGCCUCAAUGUGCACAUGAGGAAUCAGCAUCCGGUCGUACACACACUGGGAAUAUCUUCCCAACACACACGGACAUCUGAUGAUGCGUCAGAGAGUUCACACCGGGAAUCUGUUCAUUCUGCGGAGAAUUAAAGGAGCUCCACGUGGAGACUUGACUUGUGUCGUAAUUUAAUAUUUAGCACAUCAGUCAGUCUGGUUAUGUACUUACGUAAAGCUGUGGAGGGAAACUUAUCAGUUUCAGUAAGUUUUUACAUGAUUUAGGGUGCUUUCACACCUACACUUUUGUUUCGGAACGUAUCUCGUUUGCCCAGUUAGCGCGGUUCGUUUGGCAUAUGUGAACAGGG